Messenger RNA from Humulus lupulus (European hop), 1071 nucleotides. RefSeq lists its product as uncharacterized. The record is from RefSeq and is a predicted model, not a curated record. Lineage: Eukaryota; Viridiplantae; Streptophyta; Magnoliopsida; Rosales; Cannabaceae. The coding region runs from base 1 to 1071 and encodes 356 amino acids. The transcript is spliced from 2 exons.
AUGGCCAAGAACGAUGCUAUGAUUCAGAGUCAAGUGGCAUCCUUGAGGAAUCUAGAAAUUCAAUUGGGGCAGCUUGCUAAUGAGCUAAGGAAUAGACCACAAGGCACCUUGCCUAGUGAUACGAAAAAUCCAAGGAAAGAUCGUAAGGAGCAUUGUAAGGCAAUUACCUUGAGGAGUGGUAAAAACCUGGAAUUGACAGAGGAAAAUUGUACUAGAAAUAGCGAGCCCACUUCAAUCCAAAGUAGUGUGGACAAGGGAGACAAAGCUGUGAAAUCAAAAAUUUUAAUUGUUGAUCCUGAAGCAAUUGCUGCAGCAAUUCCCCCACAAAAUGCUACAAAGAAGCCUAUGAGCAAGCCACCUCUACCAUUUCCUCAGCGUUUUCAAAAGCAGCAACAAGAUGGUCAAUUCCAAAGAUUUUUGGAUGUUUUGAAACAACUUCACAUCAAUGUACCGUUGGUGGAAGCUUUGGAGCAAAUGCCCAACUAUGUGAAGUUUUUGAAGGAUAUUUUAACUAAGAAGAUGAGGCUUGGAGAAUUUGAAACGGUGGCUUUGACUGAAGGUUGUAAUGCCAUAUUGAAAAAUAAAAUUCCUCCUAAAUUGAAAGAUCCGGGCAACUUCACAAUUUCAAUUUCUAUUGGGGGACGAGAAGUUGGUAAAGCUCUUUGUGAUUUGUUGGGAGUUGGAGAAGCAAGGCCAACUACACUCACCUUGCAAUUGGUUGACCGUUCUAUGGUGCAUCCGGAGGGAAAGAUUGAAGACGUCCUAGUACAAGUUGAUGAGUUCAUUUUUCUGGCGGAUUUCAUUAUUCUUGACUAUGAGGAAGACAGGGAUGUACCGAUCAUUUUGGGGAGGCCAUUUCUUGCCACCAGGAGGACGUUGAUAGAUGUUGAAAAAGGAGAGCUCACCAUUCGAGCUCAAGACGAACAAGUCACAUUCAAGGUUUUUAAUCCUAUACGCUCUCCUAAUGAAGUUGAAGCUUGUUUGGCCAUAAGUGCUUCUAACUUCAAGUUAAUUGAAAAGAUGCAUGGAAAGUAUAGCAAUGGAGUCAAGAAAAAGGUCCCUUUUGAAUAA